Messenger RNA from Mercenaria mercenaria, 6028 nucleotides. Its product is annotated as phosphoribosyl pyrophosphate synthase-associated protein 2-like. Gene Ontology annotation, biological process: purine nucleotide biosynthetic process; 5-phosphoribose 1-diphosphate biosynthetic process. Gene Ontology annotation, molecular function: magnesium ion binding; ribose phosphate diphosphokinase activity. NCBI's taxonomy places the organism in Eukaryota, Metazoa, Mollusca, Bivalvia, Venerida, Veneridae. The transcript is spliced from 10 exons. Gene Ontology annotation, cellular component: cytoplasm; ribose phosphate diphosphokinase complex. The coding region runs from base 53 to 1180 and encodes 375 amino acids. The record is from RefSeq and is a predicted model, not a curated record.
GAAGGACGUGUGAAACCAAAACAAAACGGCCGUUUGAAUUAAUUUGCGAAAAAUGUCUAUUGCUGGGCAACAGAGAUGUCCUAUGGUUGUCGUAUCGGGGAACUCCCACCCAGAGCUUGCACAGACAGUAGCAGAGAAGUUGUCAACACAUCUCUGUGACUGCUGUUGUUACCAUAAAGCUAACAGAGAAACAGUUGUUGAGAUUAAAGAGUCCAUCAGAGGGAAGGAUGUCUAUAUUAUACAAACUGGAACAAAGGAUGUUAAUAAUGACAUGAUGGAACUACAGAUUAUAGCAUAUGCCUGCAAGACAAGCUCGGCAAGGAAAGUGGUAGGAGUUGUGCCCUAUAUUCCAUACUCCAAACAGAGCAAAAUGAGAAAACGAGGGUCCAUAGUUUGUAAACUUCUCGCUAAAAUGCUCAGCACAUCUGGAUUGACCCACAUUAUAACCAUUGAUCUUCAUCAAAAGGAAAUCCAGGGUUUCUUUGACAUCCCAGUAGAUAACCUCAGAGCUUCACCAUUCCUUAUAGAAUAUAUCCAGGGAACGAUUCCAGAUUUCCGUAAUGCUGUGAUAGUAGCCAGAAAUCCAAACUCGGUAAAGCGUGUCACGUCAUUUGCCGAGCGUCUGCGUCUGAGUAUCGCUGUGAUUCACGGUGAGGAUAAAGAUGAGGAUGAGCCCUGUGACGGUAGAACCUCGCCUCCUCCUCUCAUGCAAGAGGCAGACUUUGGAAUACAUCCAAUACCUGAUUCAGAUCAGGGUAAACAGUUACUCCCCUUGCCUGCUGCCGAAAACAGCAAUUCAACAUCAAUACUUGCCAAAGAGAAGCCACCUUUAAAUGUUGUUGGAGAUGUUGGUGGGAGAAUAGCAAUAAUUGUGGAUGAUAUGAUAGAUGAUGUAAUGUCAUUUGUGAAAAUAGCCGAGGUGCUAAAGGAACGCGGUGCUUACAAGAUCUAUGCUAUGGCCACACACGGACUGUUAUCCUCAGAUGCUCCAAGACUUAUAGAGGAUUCUUGUAUAGAUGAGGUUGUUGUUACAAACACAGUACCCCACGAGAUUCAGAAGAUGCAGUGCCAUAAGAUAAAGACUGUUGAUAUAAGUGGUAUGUUGGUGGAAGCAAUACGGAGAAUACACAAUAACGAGUCGAUGUCCUACCUGUUCAGAUACAUCGGAAUGGACGAUUGAUGAAAGACUUCGGGUUUCCAGGAAUUUUAUGUCUCAUUGUUUGGAGGAGGAGAUAGAUAAUCGAUCUGUUAUUGGAAGAGAUUGUUAAUGCUGCAGCAAAGUCCACUUUCCCCUGCAUAGUUCAAACCAACUUUAUUCACGAUCGGCUAUGUUAAGCAUGUACUGCAAAAUUAUUAAAACCAUUUUAUGUAGCAUCAAAACUGAAAUAUCAUAUUCUUUGAUAUUUUAAGUGUUGGGUGUUAGUGUGUUGGAACUUGUCAUGUAUUUUAAAGUUUUGAGUUAAUUGAAAGGAAAACUCUAAAUCAAAAUGAAUAUAUGUCAGGGCAGGGAAAAGGUGAUUGAUUAUGGUGGAUGGUGAAAUUUAUAUUAUAUUAUGAUCUGUUUGGGUAACCCUUGUUCUGCUUACUCUCACAGCCAGCCAGUUUAUAAAAGGUUGAUGGUUCUUCCUAGGUAUCUGAUUACACAUAAAAUAUUCAGAGGGGUACUUAGGUCUUUCCAUGCCAUCAAAGUCUUCAUAUGACUUUCUUGUUGGUGUGACUUGAAUCCCAAGAAAUCAAAGAAACAUAUUUACAUUUACAAUAUGUUUUGUAUAGGGAAAAAAAGGCAUUGUUCAGCAAUAUCUUUCAAAAUUGGACAAAGAACAUUAGAUUAUAGCUAACUAACUUUCCUGACAGUAAAGAUCAAAAUCUUAAUCUACAUGGCUAUGAUUACGAUUUUUUCCUGGAUUUAAGGAUAUUUUGAAUAAAACCCAGAAACAAUAUUUUUACCUGAAGCCCAAUUACAUUUUAAUGUGGGCAGAUCUUUUUAGCUGUUCUACUGAGACCAAUAUCCUGAAAUUUAAUUUGAUUCACUGAUAGAUGGGUAUAUAAAUUUACUGACUGAAUGGCGAACAGUGCAGACCAAGAUCAGCCUGCACAUCCGUGCAGUCUGAUCAUGGUCUGCACUGUUCGCAAAGGCAGAAUCAUAUGCCACCAGCAGGCUAAAGGUUAAUAGAUUUAGCUAAUUUUUGGGAAAGGGGCAUUAUGAAGACAGGUUAUAAAUAAUAGCUUAUUUGGGAGCAUUGUUAGGAUGUCGGAAUACAUCAAAAACAAAAAUUGUCUUUGAAGAUCAUGUAGUGAAAAAUUUAUUCAGGAUUCUUCAACAAAAGUAUUAACAGCACAUUCUUAAUAUUGUGGAAACUGAAAGACAACCUCGUUUAUGUUUAAUGGUGUAUUAUUUUAUCAUAUUGUUAAAUUUUAUGUUACGUUUUUGUGGAUAUAUUUUAGUGUGUUAAUUUACUGAUGAAAUGUUUUUAUCAUAAAUUGAUAUUUUGAAAUGAAUUAUUACCAGUAUUUAAAUGCAGUCAUUAUCAGCCUUUGAUUACAGACUAAUUUUUAGCCAGACCCCAUGUUUCUUGAGGGAGAGGGAACCCAUGGAUUUUUCCUUUUCCAUAUGUAUGUCUAUCCAUUUGAAUUUGUGUCAUAUAUAUCUCAAAAUGUAUUUGACAUAGUCUUCAAACAUCAUAUGAUUUGUUAUUCAACAUGUGAAGUUAUGUGCCUUGGGUUUUGUUUGGGGUAUCAUUUAGUCAGACCAGAUUCAUCAGAAAUAUGCAUUAACGUGUACACUUUGGGUUGCAUUUAUUACUCUACCCCCCCCCCCCCCCCCCCCCCCCCACCACCCCACCCCAGUAUGGCACUGACUUUGCAUUUUCCAUGUUGUGUUUCUUUAUAUCAUACCAGUACAAGUCUGUUCACUGUCCCAGUACAGUCUAGUAGAGAAAAUGUUUUGAGAUGGUCCAGAUAUCUACAAGAGAUAUCAAAGCCUAUUUUUGUCCCAUUUAUUGUUUGAAAGGAACUACUUGAAUUCUCUGUAUAGAGAUUAAGCAAUAUGAAAACAUUUCAUUUUAUUCUCCUCCAUUGUACAUACAUGCCAGUUCAUUCCAGAUCUUGCUACUCAAUUCAAGGUUGUGAGAUUUACGUGGUGCUUGCCUCACCUAUUUUUGGAAGACAUACCAGUAGUACUUUAUUUUAAUAAUGUAAAUUAUUUUCUGGUAGACUUUUUAUCAUUCUUAAAAGACAAAAUUCAUAUAAAAGACUUUUUAUCAUUCUUAGAGGACAGAAUUCAUAUAAAAGCUGAUAGAGGUCUUAAAACAAGUGUGUGUAUGCUAUGACAAGGGUGAGCUAGUAGUAUAGGUGGAUGGUCCGGCAUAGUUGUGUGUCACCUGGCAUUGGUGUCAUCUUUUUAACUUAAAACAUUUCCACUGAAGCUACUGGACAGAAUUACAUCAGACUUGGUCUAUAGCAUCAUUGCAACGUCCCCUCUCAAGUUUGUUCAAAUAGAGGCACUUGGUCCUUUUAGGGGCUGCUAGAGCUAUAAAUAGAAAAACCUUUAAACAACUUUUUGUUAUGAACCAUUUGAUGGAUCUUCAUCAGACCAGGUCUGUAGCAUCAUUGUAAAGUUCUCUGUCAAUUUUAUACUAAUGGGAGGCAUUUGGUCCCUUUUAGGGGCAGCUAUAGCUUAGAAUAGAUAACUUUAAACAACCUCUUGUCAUGAAUCACUUGAUGGAUCAUUUUCAAACUUUGUUUGCAUUAUCAUUUUAAGGUCGUCUCUCAGAUUUGUUCAAUGGGGGCAGCUGUAGCUAAAAAUAGAAAUACUUUUAACGGAUUCUUCUCAUGAACCAUUUGUUUGAUCUUCAUCAAACUUGGUUUGUUGCAUCGUUUUAAGAGUCUUCCCUAAAGUUUGUUCAAAAUGGGAUUUUUGGCCCCUACUAGGGGCUGCUAGAACUAAAAAUAGACUUCUUCUCAUGAACAGCUUAAUCGAUUCUCAUCAGAUUUGGUCUGUUGCAUCAUUGUAAGGUCCACUUUCAAUUCCCUUUAAAUGGCACUUAAUCCCUUUGAGGACUUAAAAUAGAAAAACCUUCAAACAACUUCUUCUCAUGAAACUAUUUGUAGAUUUCCAUCAGAUUAGGUAUGUAGAAUCAUUUUAAGGUCCUCCCUCAAUUUUUAGCUCAUCUGAUUUUUUGAAAAAAAAUGAUGAGUUAUUGUCAUCACUUGAGCGGUUGUCGGCGUCGGCGUCGGCGUCUGCGUCGGCGUUGCCUGGUUAAGUUUUAUGUUUAGGUCAGCUUUUCUCCUAAACUAUCAAAGCUAUUGCUUUGAAACUUGGAAUACUUGUUCACCGUCAUAAGCUGACCCUGUAUAGCAAGAAACAUAACUCCAUCUUGCUUUUUGCAAGAUUUAUGGCCCCUUUUGUACUUAGAAAAUAUCAGAUUUCUUGGUUAAGUUUUAUGUUUAGGUCAACUUUUCUCCUAAACUAUCAAAGCUAUUGCUUUGAAACUUGGAUACUUGUUCACCAUCAUAAGCAGACCUGUACAUCAAGAAACAUAACUCCAUCUUCCUUUUUGCAAGAUUUAUUGCCCCUUUUGGACUUAGAAAAUCAGUUUUCUUGGUUAAGUUUUAUGUUUAGGUCAGCUUUUAUCCAAAACUAUCAAAGCUAUUGCUUUAAAACUUGCAACACUUGUUCACCAUCAUAAGUUGACCCUGUACAGCAAGCAACAUAACUCCAUCCUGCUUUUUGCAAGAUUUAUGGCCCCUUUUGGACUUAGAAAAUAUCAGAUUUCUUGGUUAAGUUUUAUGUUUAGGUCAACUUUUUCUCUUAAACUAUCAAAGCUAUUGCUUUGAAACUUGCAACACUUGUUCACCAUCAUAAGCUGACCCUGUACAGCAAGCAACAUAACUCCAUCCUGCUUUUUGCAAUAAUUAUUGCCCCUUUUGGACUUAGAAAAUCAUUUUCUUGGUUGAGUAUUAUGUUUAAGUCAACUUUUCUCAUAAACUAUCAAAGCUAUUGCUUUAAAACUUGCAACAGUUUUUCACCAUCAUAAGUGGACACUGUACAUCAAGAAACAUAACUCUGUCCUGCUUUUUGCAAGAAUGAUGGCCCUUUUUAGACUUAGAAAAUCAUGGGUAGGACAAUAUUUCUAUUACACAAAAAAAAUCAGAUGAGCGUCAGCACCCGCAAGGCGGUGCUCUUGUUUUCAAAUGGGGGCACUUGAGCAGUUCUGUGUUUUUGUAUGUGAAACACAGGUAUUACCAUAUGAUUUAGUAAGUCGUAAUGUAUAUUGGAGGUCAAAUAAUCCAGGUCACUUGAGCAACUUAGGGCCACUAAAGCUAAAAACAGAAAAAACCUUUAACCACUUGUUGGAUCUUUAUAAAGCCUGGUCUCUAGCAUCUUUGAUAGGUCCUUCCUUAGUAUUUUCAAAUAGGGGCUGCUAGAGGUAAACUGCUUGGUGAAACUUUGGUCAGUAGCAUCAUUGUAAGGCACUCUCCCUUUGCAUAGGGGUAUAUAGCCCCUUUAAGGGGCCAUUAGAGCUAAAAAAUAAAAACCUGUUAACUUCUUAUGAACCGCUUGAUGGAUCUCCAAACUUGGUAUGUUGAAUCAUUUUAAUGCCCUCCCUCAAAUUUGUUAAAAUACUGGACCUGUUUAAUGUUUUUGUAUGCUAAACACAGAAAUUACUAUUCAUGAUUCAUUCUGUCAUAUGUAUAUUCAAGGUCAAAUUGUUAAGGUCAGUGAUGUAUUUUCAUUUUAGGUAUGUUUUUACUGUGUCUUUUUAUGUCUCAUACUCCAGCUCAUAUUAUAAGAGGGUAUGAAACCUGUACUUGCAGGAAAUUGUUACUUUACGUUUGAUACAUUUUAUCAGCUCAGCAAGCAAAAUUGUUAAGGUGAAGUAUUGUGAAUCUCACAUGUCCGAUAUCAUUGUCAAUUAAUUUAAGAGUUAACAUGUGUAACCUCAGCUAACAAACAAUCUUCAUGAAAUUUACACAGAUUUGUAUGGCAAGUUCAAUAUUGGGAUAAAAUUGCUAAAAGUUACACAAA